GAUCAGCGUGUUGGUUGGAACUGUGCGACACCAUGCUCCUCACGAUAACGCUUGUCGUUUCGGCAGUAGUCGCCCUCUACGUUUAUCUUACUUGGAACUUCAGCUACUGGAAAAAGCGCAAUGUUCCGGGACCUAGCCCCCAUCCACUGUUCGGCAACUUCCCCUCAUUUAUUCUUCGCAACCAUCCAAUCGCCGUAGAAAUGGACAACGUGUACAGAGAAUACAAGUCAAAGUACAACUUCGUGGGCGUUUUCAGCACGCGUUCGCCGAGAAUUUUCGUCACUUCGGCUGAACUGGCCAAAAGUAUUCUAAUCAAAGACUUCAAGAACUUCCACGACAACGAAUUUGCCGGGAUGACGGACAAAGAAUUAGAUCCAAUUUUGGGUCGCAACCCAUUUAUGUUGAACGGAGACGAGUGGAAGGCAAAACGAGCUGAAGUAACGCCCGCGUUCACCACAUCGCGAAUGAAGUCGCUGUUCUCGAUCGUUGAAGAUGUUGGAUCGCGUAUGACCAAAUACAUCCGCCAAAAUAAAAACACUCCACUGGAGAGCAAAGAACUCGCAGCCAAAUUCACCACAGAUGUUGUCUCAAGCUGUAUUUUUGACACUGAUGCGCAAUCGUUUACUAACGAAAAAUCGGAAAUCAGUGAGCAAGGACGCAAAAUGUUUGAUAGUUCGUUCCUUUUUGUGAUUGUCAUGAUAUUUAUGUCUCUGUUCCCGAAACUUGCCAAGCUACUCAAGAUCGGCAUGGUUUCCAAGUCUGUGGAAAAGUUUUUCACCAAACUUAUGGCGGAAGCAAUUCAGUAUCGCGAGAAGAACGGAGUUCAGCGCGUUGACUACCUCGAACAUCUUAUUAGCCUACGAAACAAGAAGGAAAUUUCUGAUCUGGACAUGGCAGCCCACGGUGUAACCUUUUUCAUCGAUGGCUUUGAAACGUCCAGUGUAGCGAUGUCUUUUAUAUUGUACGAAUUGGCAAAGAAUCCUGACGUCCAAGAACGACUUCGCAAAGAACUUCUCAACGCUUCCAACGACCAAGGCACGAUCACUUACGAUUUACUAUUAGAACUACCCUACUUGGACCAAGUCAUCAAUGAAUCUCUACGUCUGUGGCCUCCAGCAGCGUUCCUUUCCAAAAAGUGUACCGAACCCAUCGAGCUGAACCUGACUUCGACGGAGAAAAAACUCAUUGAAACCGACGUUUGUGCGAUCAUACCAGUUUGGUCGAUUCAUCGUGAUCCUAAUCAUUUUGAAGAUCCUGCAACGUUCAAUCCGGAUCGAUUUAGCCCAGAACGGGGUGGUGCCAGCCCGUACCGUGAGAAAGGAUGCUUCAUGCCGUUUGGUGAUGGUCCACGGCAGUGUCUUGGAAUCAGAUUCGCUCGGAUGCAGGUGAAGCGAGGAGUUUAUGAAAUUUUGACGCACUUUGAGCUGACGGUUGAUUCCAAAACAGUCGAACCGUUGCAACUGGAUCCGAAGCAGUUUCUCACUAUGGCGCUUGGUGGGAUUUGGUUAAACUUCAAGCCUAUUGCCGUGUAAUCAGUGUGAAAAGUAACAGGAGAAAUAAUAAAGAUUUAAUGAAUAUUAUGUAAAAUAACUCA
Culex quinquefasciatus (southern house mosquito) is the source of this 1594-nucleotide messenger RNA. Its product is annotated as probable cytochrome P450 28a5. Lineage: Eukaryota; Metazoa; Arthropoda; Insecta; Diptera; Culicidae. The record is from RefSeq and is a predicted model, not a curated record. Bases 33 to 1532 code for a protein of 499 amino acids. Gene Ontology annotation, molecular function: heme binding; monooxygenase activity; oxidoreductase activity, acting on paired donors, with incorporation or reduction of molecular oxygen. The transcript has 3 exons.